UGGAUAUACGAAUAUAACCGAAUAUACAUAUGAAUUAUUCUAUUUGGAUUUGUCAACAUCAUUUGAAAAUGACAAAUUAACAUGGACAUCAAUUCCUGACGGAUUUCUUCCUAUAUAUACAUGGCGGUCAACUGCAGUUUUAAGUUUGGAUAAUUCUACAAUUUAUCUAUAUGGAGGAUACAUGAUGAACAAAGAUGAAGAAUAUGAUUUUUCAAAUCUCGUCUACACAUAUGAUUAUCCUACUUCCACAUGGUCUGUACCAAAACUUGGUGGUGAUCCGGUUCCUCCUAGACAGGAUAUAAAAGGAGUAAUUGAUAAAACGGGAAAAAUGUACAUAUUUGGUGGAUUUAAUGCCACUAAUUUAACAUCAAAUCGAGGAGUUCUUUACAAUGACAUGAAUGUAUUAAAUACAGUUUCAAAUACUUGGACAACUUUAAGCAUAUCUGGAAGUCUUCCGAAUAGAGCUAACGAAUAUGCUGUUAAUAUUUUGCCAAAUGGAAUUAUUGUUUAUUUUGGCGGAAUAGAAAUGGUUAUUGAUGAUGCGGAUUUCACUGUUGCGGAUAUAAACAAAAUUAAACUUUUUGAUACAAAUACAAAUGAAUGGUCACUGAUGGAUGCCACCGGCGAUGUAAUUGAGUCAAGAAUAUCUUUUUCUUCCGUGUUAA
Messenger RNA from Dentiscutata erythropus, 665 nucleotides. The record is from the annotation of a GenBank genome assembly. Lineage: Eukaryota; Fungi; Glomeromycota; Glomeromycetes; Diversisporales; Gigasporaceae.